Messenger RNA from Caretta caretta (loggerhead turtle), 2404 nucleotides. Its product is annotated as interleukin-9 receptor. Gene Ontology annotation, molecular function: cytokine receptor activity; protein binding. The record is from RefSeq and is a predicted model, not a curated record. Gene Ontology annotation, biological process: cytokine-mediated signaling pathway; immunoglobulin mediated immune response. Gene Ontology annotation, cellular component: external side of plasma membrane; membrane. Lineage: Eukaryota; Metazoa; Chordata; Testudines; Cheloniidae.
GUCCCUCUCCCUUCUGCUGCUGUUCAGCACUGAGAUGCCUGUUGCUGGUGCAUCUUGAAGAAGCUUAGAGAGGAUCAGAAGGUUCUGCGCAGGGAGGAGAGACCCAUUUACAGCUGGGUGUUAAAGGAAUCAGAGCGUUCAAUGAACUGACACAUUUACAAUGGGAAAGGACGUCUGGCGAGCAUGCCUCCAACUCUGCUUUAUUGCCAUUGUGGUCUCCAGAAGAAGGGAAGGAAGAGCAGAAUUUCCUGGCAACCUGAGCUGCUUGAAUAACUACCUCUACCGAAUAGACUGUACAUGGGAGACAGACGGAAGAGUGGGGGAUGGACCCUUUCACGUGCAUUUCACAAACGCCGUCACGCUGGAUGAGAAUUACAGCUGCACACUGACUGCCAGAGAUGAGCUGCACAGCCAGCAUCACUGCACAAUUAACACGGCGGAGAGGUUCACACAGCAGGACAAUUACAGCAUCUUGCUACAAGGUGGUUUCUCUGGGAGGAAUCGCACAUACGUUGCUUUCCCGGAAUAUGAACCCAGUCUGAACAUUAAGUGUGAUCCCCCCUUCAACCUGCAGAGCAACAUCAGUGCCAGUAAGUGCCAGCUCUGGUGGAGUGUGCCAUGGAGUCUAGAGAAUAUUCUUCAGUAUGAAUUGGAGUAUAAGGAACACAAUACAUCCUGGGAGCAGGCACAGCACAAACAGCUGUUCAACUCAGUGACAAAGGUAGAAAUCGAGGCUAUGGAGUUUGAAGCAGGCAUCAUUUAUACUGCGAGAGUUCGCUGCAAAACUUCCCAAGCAGAGGAAGGUUAUAAAAGUCAGUGGAGUGAGUGGAGCCAGACAACUGAAUUUCAAAGAGCAGCCCCCCCAGGUUUUUCACAGGUCCCCAAAAAGUUCUUUCACAGAAGCAUGAUACAGAUUUUGUUCAUUCCUCUAUGUCUUGGUGUCAUACUCUACAUAAUUUUGAACUUCAAGCUUUCCUUAAGGGCAAAGAACAUCUUCUGCCUGAACGUUCCCACCCCGGCUGCUUUCUUCCAGCCUCUCUACACCUUGCACAAUGGGAAUUUUAAGGACUGGAUUGGACCUAAUGAGACAUGUGGCCAGCUCAGAAGAGAUGACGCUAACAACCCAGGCAAAGUGACUAUGGAUGGAGUUCCUGGUCUAAGUGCUCAUGAUGUCAUUUCCCAGCUCUCCUUCAAGUCACUGGCAAAGACCAAAAUCAUUCCUCAGGAGGACCCUUGUGGCCCUGCCUCCAGGCCCGACCAGCAGUACCUCCAGAGCAGGUAUGUGAGUGUGGAAGAGGUGGAAGCCAGGCUGCCAUCAUUGUUCCUACAAAACCACGCCGAUGACGCAGGUGCCCUGGACUUCUCUGAAAGAAGCGACACCAACCUUGGCAGCCCAGACAUGAGUGGGAACCAUCCCCCAUAUUUACGGGACAGUCAGGGUGACUUCUUUAUGCCACAGGAGUCUCUGGAGCUGGAAAGUUUGUCCUUCUGUAGUAAUGACUAUUGCACCCUGUGCGGCAGUUACUGCGCAGGUGGUCCAAUUCCUGCUGAACUGCUGCAGCUCACCGAGGAGGACGGUCAGGUCAAGCAUUAGAUUGAUGGGAAUGACAGACUCUCACUGAAAGCUGCUGCAGAUACAAGUCACCAGGUCUGCCACAUCCACCCGCUGGCCCAUCUGAACCCCUUGUGCAGUUACAGGCUCCAUUAAACUUUGGGCCAGAUCUGGAAAUCCUUUCUUAAAAGCAAGUUAUGUCCAGUCCCUGCACAGUUGGCCCAAAGAGGGCAGGCACAAGAAGCCCCCUUCCCUUGCUGCCCCCCUCAGCGCAGGGGGUGAGCACAAUCACGGUUUCUGUGACCAGGUGAGCCAGGUCUGUGCCAACCUAGCAACAUGCUAGGCUCCCCAAGAGAGGCCGUACCAUGUCUUUCCCCCACACCAGCCAUGGAGCUGACUGGUAGCAGAACUCCUCAUGCACCCUCUGGAGGGAUGUGGCAGAAGGCACACCCUCCCUUUGUGCCUCCCUGGGGCAGAGCUGCGCUGCAGUGCCCCCAGAGCACCUCCCUAACCGCCGCUCUUACUAAUCAACCACCCAGUGGCUUCAUAUUCUGUACCCCAGACAGAGCUCCUGCUGUGCUGAGAUCAGGGUGAAGUCAGACACAAACAGCAAACCCUGCACCAGGCUUACACACAUUUCAAAUAUGGUGUCGCUCUUAGAACCACGUAUGAUGCUUGGUGAAAAAUAAUGCUCUUCCAGCGAUGGACACUAGUGAGAUGCUGCAUUUUCUGCUCCUUUUAAACUGCACCUGAGUUCACAAGCAUGCCUAUAAUGUCUUUAUAUACUGUGUUUUGCUGUUUACGAGCCUGGUAACUUUCUAGCUUACAUUAAACCCAGUGCCUUGCUUAUGA